Oryza brachyantha (malo sina) is the source of this 807-nucleotide messenger RNA. Its product is annotated as calmodulin-like protein 5. NCBI's taxonomy places the organism in Eukaryota, Viridiplantae, Streptophyta, Magnoliopsida, Poales, Poaceae. Gene Ontology annotation, molecular function: calcium ion binding; enzyme regulator activity. Bases 160 to 651 code for a protein of 163 amino acids. The record is from RefSeq and is a predicted model, not a curated record. The transcript has a single exon.
UACUCCACCCCUCUCCAUCCAUCCGGCCAUCCAUGGCGCCUGCCCUAUAUAAACACUCCCCCUCUCCCUUGCCCUAAACCAUUCACAGCUUCUUCAUCUUCUUCUCAGCUCCAAACCUAGCUAGCUAGCUUCUUGAUCGAGCUUGCGAUAAUUAAGAUAAUGGGGGAGGUGGUGCAGCUGAGGCAGGAGCAGAUAGCGGAGUUCAGGGAGGCGUUCUCCUUCUUCGACAAGGACGGCGACGGCUGCAUCACGCUGGAGGAGCUGGACACGGUGGUGCGCUCGCUGGGCCAGACGCCCACCAGGGAGGAGCUGGCCGAGAUGAUCCGCGACGUCGACGCCGACGGCAACGGCACCAUCGAGUUCGCCGAGUUCCUCGCCCUCAUGGCCAGGAAGGCCGUCCGCUGCGGCGGCGGCGGCGGCGCGGGGGGCGGCGCCGACGCCGACGAGGAGCUCCGGGAGGCGUUCAAGGUGUUCGACAAGGACCAGGACGGCCUCAUCUCGGCGGCGGAGCUCAGGCACGUCAUGAUCAGCCUCGGCGAGAAGCUCACCGACGAGGAGGUGGAGCAGAUGAUCCGGGAGGCCGACCUCGACGGCGACGGCCAGGUCAACUUCGACGAGUUCGUCAGGAUGAUGAUGCUCUCCGACCAAUAAAAAUCCAGCCUUUUUUUUUUGUCUUCUCAUUUUAUUUAAUUACCUAGCUAAUUAUGCUAGCUAUAGCUGGGCCUACUACACAGCAUUCCUUAAUCACUGUCAUUUAAUUUGGCCUCUCGAUUAAUUAUGGUAUCUUCGGUUUGGAAGAUUUUCAAA